Molecule: messenger RNA, 1614 nt
Organism: Colletotrichum truncatum
Lineage: Eukaryota; Fungi; Ascomycota; Sordariomycetes; Glomerellales; Glomerellaceae
Product: high-affinity methionine permease
Biological process (GO): amino acid transmembrane transport
Cellular component (GO): membrane
Molecular function (GO): L-amino acid transmembrane transporter activity
Source: RefSeq, a predicted model, not a curated record
AUGAGUGAACCACUCAAACACGACCACUAUGUCGGCGAGGCCAGGCGUGACGUCCCCCGAGACGAUGCCUCAGGCGAGGUGGGAGUGGUGAAGAACCAGGAGACAUAUGCCUACUCUGAAUCACGGAAGAUUGGCGUCACGGGUGCCGUUUUCUUGAUCCUCAACAAGAUGAUCGGCACGGGUAUCUUCUCAACCCCGUCUGGAAUUUUCCAAUCGACCGGUUCCGUUGGCGUGAGCCUGAUGCUCUGGGUCAUCGGUGGCAUCCUCACCUUCUGUGGUCUAUCCGUCUUCCUCGAGUUCGGCCUUGCAAUCCCCCGGUCCGGCGGUGAGAAGAAUUACCUCGAACGCGCAUACAAGCACCCCAAGUACCUUGCGACCUGCGUUCUAGCGUCGCAGAUGAUUCUGCUCGGUUUCUCGUCCGGAAACUCGCUCGCUUUCGGCCGAUACGUCCUCUUCGCGUCGGGUUCCACUGCCCCCGACGGAUGGGCGGCUCGCGGCAUCGGUAUUGCUGGCGCCACCUUCGCCGUCGGCAUCCAUGCCGUCACUCCCAAGUGGGGUGUACGUCUGUUUAACGUGCUGGGCGUGUUCAAGGUUGGCGUUCUUUUGUUCAUCGUCUUCUCCGGCUUUGCUGCACUUGCCGGUCGUCGCCGCGUGCCUGAUCCACACAACUUUGACAAUGCUUUCCGCAUCGAAGAGGGAGAAGGAUAUGGCAAUGGUGGCGUUUACGGCUAUGCGACUGCCUUGCUUCGUAUCAUCUACAGUUACAAGGGCUGGGAGAACGCCAACUACGUCGUCGGCGAACUCAAGAAUCCGCGCAAGACCCUGGCAAUUGCUGCUCCCAUCGCCAUUGGUGGUGUCACCGUCCUCUACGUCCUUGCCAACGUUGCAUACUUCGCUGCCAUUCCCAAGACCGAGCUCGCCACCUCUGAGGUUAUUGUCGCUGGUGUAUUCUUCCGCAAUGUCUUUGGUAACAGCGCUGGAGCUCGUGCUCUGCCUGCGUUCGUGGCCAUCAGCAACUUGGGAAAUGUGCUUGCCGUCAGCUUCGCCCACGCCCGUCUCAACCAGGAGUUGGCCAAGGAGGGCCUACUGCCCUUUAGUCGGUUCUGGGCCUCUAACAAGCCUUUCAAUGCCCCUGCUGCCGCGCUGUUCCUACACUGGAUCGUUACUGUGAUCGUUCUCGUUGCUCCUCCUGCAGGACCAGCCUACAACUUCAUAACUGACCUCUACACAUAUCCUGGAGCUUGGAUCAAUGCCUUCGUCGGAAUUGGUCUUCUCUACCUUCAAUGGAACAAAAAGGAGAAUUGGUCAUCACCGUGGCACACCUACUUCCCGAUCACCGUCCUUUACAUCUUGGCCAAUGUGUUCCUCUGCCUCGUGCCCUUCAUCCCCCCCACUGGUUCCUGGACUGCCGAGGGUUACCCGUACUACAUCUUCCCCAUCGUCGGCGUCGGUGUGUUGCUCCUUGGUGCCGCCUACUGGGUGUGCUGGACCAAGAUCUGGCCGUCAUUUGGAGGUUACAAGAUUGUGGCCGAGCGUAUCUAUGACGACGAGGGCAAUGAAGUCAUCCGCUAUCGCAAGGUCAGCACCAAAGGUCACUCUGGGCCGAUUGACUAG